CGGCCCUCACUAAAUCCUCCAAAAACCUGACAGUGUCUUUCGGAAAUUUGUCUAUCUUAAUUCGUAUACUUUAUUUGAAUGAUUUGAAUAAUUUUUCGAAAUAUUAAACACCCGCACAAAAAAAGCUGGACUCAAUGAAAUCCUUCUAAAAAUUGUGAAUCGUCAGGAUGAUGGUAUUUACUCUGACGUUUAUUUUUCUGACAGUGAUUCCGACGGCAUUAAGUGCUCCAAAACCUGUGAAUAUUGGAGCAAUAUUUCACGAAGAAGAGGAGGCAAAUCACUUGGCAUUUACUAGAGCUCUUGGAGAACUGAAAAAAGACGCUCUCAUAUCAAGUUAUGAACUCAAACCGAUUGUCAUAUUUGUAAAUUCCAGUACUGACAGCUUCAAAACUUAUCUUGCCGCUUGCAGUCUGAUUGAGCAAGGUGUAAUAGCAAUAUUUGGUCCUGGGAAUCCCUUUACAAGCAAUAUCGUCUCGAGUGUAACAACAAAAUAUCAUAUUCCUCACAUAGAAUAUGUAUUCAGGCGAGCUGACGACACCAAAUACACGGAUACAACAAUUAAUAUGUAUCCAGAUGGAGACAUAAUUGCAGAUGCCCUCGCUGAUAUUUUUGUGAGUAUGCACUGGACGCAAUUUACUGUACUCUAUGAUACGGAUGAUGGUUUAUCACGAUUACAUAGAGUACUGGAGAAACAUGGGCCACAUGAUUUUCCAGUGACGAUACGUCAAUUGAACCCAAGCAUUGACAAAUUGACUAAUGAACCGGACUAUCGACCUCUGUUGAAGGAAGUGGCCAAUUCAUCGGAUUACAAUGUUAUAUUUGAAGUUAAACCACCUAAUCUUCGAAGAAUUAUUCAACAGGCACAUGACGUAAAACUUCUUCGGGAUUACUAUCACUAUCUAAUCACUGAUUUGCAUUCACCAACGGAUAUGAUGGUGGAAAUUCUGAACAAAUCAAGUGCAAAUGUGACUGCUCUUCAAUUAUUAACGGACGAUGUCACCGAAUACGAUUUAACAACAGUGGAGAGUGCUGUAUUAUUCGAUGGGGUUUUUUUGCUCAAUGAAGCUCUAGAGCUGUUCAACAAACGUAAUAUGAACGAUGAAGAGGAGGCUGUAGAUAUCGAGUCAGGACCAUACACCUGCAGUUAUCCUGAAAAUGUUGAAAAAUAUAAGGCUGGAGCGACACUAAUAUCUCUGAUGCGAGAGGUAACGACAGAUGGAAGUGUCAGUGGACCAAUAAUUUAUCGUGAAAACGGUGCGAGAUCCUUCAAGUUGAUAUUCAAAGAAUUUCACAAUGAGAGAAUAGCAACAUCUGGUCAUUGGGAUGAUGGAGAAUUGAUGGUGAGCAGUACUCAGGAGGAUCGUGAGGCCCAGGCACAGCAGAGCAUUGAAAAACGCAAGUUUCUGGUGACUUCGAGAAAGCAAGAGCCUUACAUAAUGGAAGUAACAGAUGGAUCUACCAGAGGUGUACAGUAUGUAAGCCCAAACAGACGCUUUGAAGGAUAUGCAAUUGAUCUAAUCGAAGAGCUCUCACAAUUGCUCAAAUUUACUUAUGCAUUUGAACUGGUGCCCGAUGGCGAAUACGGAAGAGAGGAUCCUGACACGAGACAGUGGAGUGGUCUCAUCGGUCGUCUCCUCCGACGAGAAGCGGAUUUGGCAAUAUGCGAUCUCACCAUAACAAAGGCACGUGAAAGUGCUGUUGACUUCACAAUGCCAUUCAUGGAUCUUGGAAUAAGCAUUUUAUUCGCCAAAUCAGAAGACAAGGAGCCUGAGCUUUGGUCAUUUCUCUCACCAUUUUCAGCAGACGUUUGGAUGUAUAUGACAACAGCUUAUGUCCUCACCUCCGUUUUAUUCUGGUUUCAAGCGAGAAUAGCUCCCGAUGAAUGGAUUGCUGCUCAUCCUUGUGAAUCCGAACCCGAGGAACUUGAGAAUAAUUUUACACUGCUCAACUCACUCUGGUCAUUUGCUGGGACACUUGUACAACAGGGUUCGGAUAUUGUUCCAAGCGCUGGAUCCCUCCGAAUGGCAGGUGGAAUGUGGUCUUUCUUCGUUCUUAUAAUGGUAUCCUCCUACACUGCUAAUCUCGCUGCAUUUCUAACAGCAACAAAAAUGGAUGUGUCUGUUAGUUCUGUAACAGAACUCGCUGGUCAAACUAAAAUCAAAUAUGGAGCUGUAAACGGUGGUUCAACAUCUGGAUUUUUUCGCGGUUCCAAUACAUCAAUGUACCAGAGGAUGUGGGCAACAAUGAAUGAAGCUAAACCUAGCGUUUUUACCAAAACCAAUGACGAAGGAAUAGAAAGAGUAGCCAAAGGCAAAAAAACUUAUGCCUUUCUCAUGGAAUCCACUGGUAUAGAAUACGCUAUUGAACGCGAUUGCAAUCUCAUGAAAGUUGGAGAUCUGCUUGAUAGCAAAGGAUAUGGAAUUGCCCUACCACCUAAUUCCCCGUAUAGGACGCAAUUUAGUGAAGCCAUUCUUAAACUUCAGGAGCGAGGAGUUUUGCGAGAGUUAAAGAAAAAAUGGUGGUUACAAGGUAGUAAACAGUGCACUGCUAAUGCACCUGAACCUUCUUCUGGCGAGUUGACAAUGGCUCAUGUUGGAGGUGUCUUCUUGGUUUUGUCAUUCGGCCUCAUUUUGGCUUUUGUAUUUGCAAUCAUUGAAUUUAUCUGGAGAGUCAGAAAAAUUGCUGUUGAUGAGAAAAUCCAUCCACUUGAUGCUUUCAUCGCUGAAUUGAAAUUCGUCCUGAAUUUCCGAGCUGAGACGAAGCCAGUCAGAAACUCAAAGUCGGCCCAGAGCAGUCGUAGUUCGACCGAGGAAUUGACCAAUACAAUUGCAGGAGAACGAUCCAUGGGUGGAUCAUUUAUGCAACUCGACAUUUUAGACAGAAAGUGACGAUGAAAAGCUAAGCUAUUCGAUCAGUUAAUCCACGAGCGAAGGGGAAUUCCAUAAAAAUUGUGGGACGUAAUUGAAUUCUCCAGUACUGAUUUUUUUUUCACUAAAUAUUUUAUCCCUUAGCUUCUAAUUGUUUAAUUUAAAUAAAACCCACCUUGU
This is a messenger RNA of Fopius arisanus, 3047 nucleotides long. Its product is annotated as glutamate receptor ionotropic, kainate 2. The transcript is spliced from 5 exons. The record is from RefSeq and is a predicted model, not a curated record. Gene Ontology annotation, cellular component: plasma membrane; postsynaptic density membrane. Gene Ontology annotation, molecular function: transmitter-gated monoatomic ion channel activity involved in regulation of postsynaptic membrane potential; glutamate receptor activity. The coding region runs from base 168 to 2888 and encodes 906 amino acids. Lineage: Eukaryota; Metazoa; Arthropoda; Insecta; Hymenoptera; Braconidae. Gene Ontology annotation, biological process: synaptic transmission, glutamatergic; monoatomic ion transport; modulation of chemical synaptic transmission.